This is a messenger RNA of Paramecium sonneborni, 1625 nucleotides long. The record is from the annotation of a GenBank genome assembly. Lineage: Eukaryota; Ciliophora; Oligohymenophorea; Peniculida; Parameciidae.
CACGUGUGUGAGAGGAAUUAAAAGGGGAAAAAUGAAGAUAAAAAUCAAUAAUAAAAAUGACAAACAAAACAAAGAUUCUUAACUAUAUGAGACCAGCAAUGGCUAUCAUUCCAGAUGUUGCAGAGCCAGAAAGAAGAGUAUAAAAAUAAAUAUGAAAUUUAGAUAUUAUUUAAAUAUAGAGCAUUAUGGACAGCCAUAGCAACAUUGUUAUAUUUGAUUUGUUCAUAGAUUCCUCUUUAUGGAAUUUACAAAUCAUCAGCAGGUGAUCCAUUUUAUUGGAUGAGAGUGAUAUUGGCAUCUAAUAGAGGUACUUUAAUGGAAUUGGGUAUUUCUCCAAUGGUCACAGCAUCAAUGAUUAUGUAACUGUUGGCAGGUGCAAAAUUAAUAGAUGUUGAUUAAAAUGUAAAGGAAGAUAAAUAACUGUAUUCAGGAGCAUAAAAAUGUAUAAAUUAUUAUCUAAUUUAUAGUGUUAGGAAUUCUGAUAGCAUUUGGUGAAGCUUUUGCAUAUGUAUGGUCAGGAAUGUAUGGUGAUUUGGAUAAAUUGGGUGCUGGAAAUGCAAUUUUAAUAAUAAUAUAAUUGGUAUUUUCAGCAAUUGUUAUGAUAAUGAUUGAUGAAUUAUUAUCAAAAGGAUAUGGAAUUGGAAAUUCAGGAACAUCAUUAUUUAUAGCUAUAAAUAUUUGUGAGAAUAUAAUGUGGAAAGCAUUUUCACCUAUUACUCAUAAAACUGAAUUGGGAUUAGAAUAUGAAGGUGCUGUAAUAGCUUUAUUACAUGGUUUAUUCAUUCAAAGUGAUAAAAUAAGUGCCCUUUAAUCAGCUAUUUUAAGAGACUCAUUACCAAACUUAACUAAUUUAUUAGCAACAGUAUUAGUGUUUUUGAUUGUCAUUUAUUUCUAAGGAUUUAAAGUUGAUAUUCCAAUAAAAAAUAAUAAAGUAAGAGGAGGAUUAACAUCAUAUCCAAUUAAAUUAUUCUACACUUCCAAUAUUCCAAUUAUUCUCUAAACUGCAUUAGUUUCAAACCUUUAUUUCCUCUCUUAAAUCCUAUAUAGAAAUUUUAAAGGAAACUUUUUAAUUAGAUUAUUAGGAUAUUGGUAAGAAUUAGAAAAUGGACAAACAGUUCCAGUUGGAGGAUUAGUUUAUUAUGUAUCACCUCCAAGAUCAAUAUCAGAAGCAAUAUUUGAUCCUAUCCACACAAUUUUAUAUACUGCAUUUAUUCUUGGUACUUGUGCUUUAUUCUCAAAAACUUGGAUUGAUGUCUCAGGAUCUUCACCAAAAGAUGUAUUAUUCGUUUUAUUAUUUUUAGGUUGCCAAAUAACUUAAAGAAUAAGACAUGUAAAUAGUUGGAUACAGAGAUUCUUCUAUGAAAGAAGUAUUAAAGAGAUAUAUACCAAUUGCUGCUUCAUUUGGAGGUAUGUGUAUUGGAGCACUUACAAUUCUUGCUGAUUUCUUGGGUGCUAUUGGUUCAGGUAAUAAUUAUUAUUAAUUUCUCAAGGAACUGGUAUUUUAUUAUCUGUAACCAUCAUCUAUGGAUAUUUUGAAACCUUAAAGAAAGAAAAAGAAUAAGGUACAUUAGAGUUGUUUUGAUAUUAUUAAAUAUUUUUUUAAGUACAUAACAUUUAUGACGCAG